Molecule: messenger RNA, 1528 nt
Organism: Nylanderia fulva
Lineage: Eukaryota; Metazoa; Arthropoda; Insecta; Hymenoptera; Formicidae
Product: ras-related protein Rap1
Molecular function (GO): GTPase activity; GTP binding
Source: RefSeq, a predicted model, not a curated record
CAUCGGAGUACCGGACAGAGCUAGCUCGUCCGCAUUGCUGUAUUCGUCUACACGCCAGCGUGUCAGAUCGUCUAUUCAGCCAUUCGAGCCAUUCAAGAAACGCAUAUUCAGUGGUUGGAGUGCCCGGCCGGAGUGUGUCGCGAGAGUUUUCCGAUUUUUACGGUCCGGUUAACAUCAACGCGUCGUUUCUUUCCUUCAAUUUGGAGAAUCGAGCUUUUCCCGCGCUUCGCACCAAGUCAAUUUGCACCUGUUAAAUACCACGCCACUUUCACUCUCGACGUGUCCUGUUUGCAUAAAUCUCACGGCACAAAUGAUGAAAGGCCGUCAUCAGUUUCGCCGUCGCUUCAGUUUGCAACCUUCGGCACAUUUGAAAGAAGAACAAGAGGAUGGAACGGCAAAGAAUGUCAGAAACGACAGAUUGUCAGAAUCGGACAGUGGUGGUGGAAAAUCGGCCGAGAGUUCGAUUCGACAUAAAAUCGUGAUGAUGGGCGCAGCGAAAGUCGGCAAGUCAGCAAUAAUUAACCAGUUUCUUUACAGUACAUUCACGCCGAAGUACAAGCGCACCGUCGAGGAGAUGCAUCACGGUGAUUUUAACGUUUCCGGGAUCCAGUUGACUCUUGACAUUCUAGACACAUCCGGCUCAUACGAAUUUCCGGCAAUGAGAGAUCUCUCGAUUAAAUCAGCUGAUGCCUUCGUUCUGGUUUACGACGUCAAUGAUGCUAAUACGUUUCUCGAAGUGAAGACCCUCAGGGCUCAGAUACUCAGCACGAAAGGAGCCGUCCCCAUAGUAGUCGUUGGUAACAAAAUUGAUCUCGUAGAAACGGAACAGGAGGUGGAGACCGAGAGCACGAGAGAGUUAGUAACUAUAAAAUGGGAAAACGGCUUCGUGGAAGUGUCCGCGAAGGAAAACCUAAAUAUCUCUCAAGUAUUUAAAGAGCUUCUCAUCCAAGCCAAGCUGAAGUAUAAUCUAAGCCCGGCGUUGCAACGUCGCCGCCGGCAGUCCCUACCACCUCCCCAGCAUCUGAAUUCGCGCAGUAGCAGUGCCCACGUGCCAUCACCAGCUCAGCUGCAACAUUUGCAACAGAUUCGAGAACGCUCCGAUUCGAAAAGAAAUUCUUGCAUUCUGUCGUAAAGCGAAAUUUUUUUAGAAUUGCCACGGAAAAUCUCCCAUGAUAUCACGGUGUCUAAUCUAAGAAUUCAAGUGUGACAGAUGAUAGAUAACUAUAAUUGACCUGAAAUAGAGCUUUAUUUUCGGGCUAUGGAUACGUUAUAAUGGCUAUGGAUAUCAAUUAUGCAAAAUUUCGAUAAUUCACGCGAAGCCGCGAAAAGUAACGGUAAUCGGUAUUUCGUCCAUUGCAAAUAUAAAUCGCAAAAUAUUUAAGCGAGUAUAAAAAUUGUGCACAUGUUCGACAAAGUUUUGUUCUGACGUCACGUAAUUAUUUUUAUAUAUUGAAAUGACGCAAUCUUCUACGUGAACAGAUAUGUAUGUAUAUAUAUAAUUAAAAAUGACUUUUCAUAUAUAUAUGAA